Molecule: messenger RNA, 1161 nt
Organism: Staurois parvus
Lineage: Eukaryota; Metazoa; Chordata; Amphibia; Anura; Ranidae
Source: the annotation of a GenBank genome assembly
AUGAUGGAGCCACAAAGCCAAUGCCAGCCGGCUGCUGACGAACUGAAUGUCUCUCAAAGCAAUUACUCCUACGAUGGCACAAGUUGUAUUGCAAAUCUGGACAGCCAUGGACAGGAGUUUGAGCUGUCCUUCUGGAGCGUUGUCCUCACCAUCAUCUUGGCUCUCAUCACUCUUGCCACUUUGUUGUCCAAUGCAUUUGUAAUUGCAACAGUCUAUCAGACCAGAAAAUUGCACACCCCUGCCAACUAUCUCAUAGCUUCAUUGGCAUUCACUGACCUUUUAGUGUCUAUUCUUGUAUUGCCAAUCAGCACCUUGUAUACUGUCAUUGGCAAGUGGACUUUGGGGCAGGUUAUAUGUGAUAUGUGGUUAUCAUCUGAUAUCACUUGUUGCACUGCAUCCAUUCUCCAUUUAUGUGUUAUAGCCUUGGAUAGAUACUGGGCGAUCACUGAUGCAGUUGAAUACACCAAGAAAAGGACUCCUAGAAGGGCAGUCAUUAUGAUAGCUCUAGUGUGGGUCUUCUCCAUAUCGAUCUCUAUGCCCCCACUUUUUUGGCGUCAAUCAAAAGUGGAAGAGCUCACCAUGUGUUCUGUGAAUACAGAUCACGUUUUAUAUACGGUGUACUCUACAGUUGGAGCAUUUUAUGUCCCUACAUUACUUCUAAUAGCCCUCUAUGGGAGAAUUUAUGUAGAAGCCAGGUCUAGAAUUCUGAAACAAUCUCCAAAGAGCACAGGCAAAAGAUUGACAAGGGCUCAUCUAAUUACUGACUCUCCCGGAUCUUCUUCUGUGUCCUCCACCAACUCAAGGGCUGCAGAACUGUCAAGUGACACAGGUUCUCCUGUAUACCUGAAUCAAGUCAAAGUUAAAGUGUCAGAUGCUCUACUGGAGAAGAAGAAGAUCAUGGCUGCCAGGGAGAAGAAGGCUACCAAGACCUUGGGAAUUAUACUUGGAGCUUACAUCGUGUGUUGGUUACCAUUUUUCAUCAUCUCACUGGUUAUGCCCAUCUGCAAAGAAGCUUGCUGGUUUCAUCCUGCUAUAUUUGACUUUUUCAAUUGGCUUGGAUAUCUCAACUCUUUAAUAAACCCCAUUAUCUAUACAAUGUCAAACGAGGACUUCAAGCAAGCUUUUCACAAACUGAUACAUCGCUGUAGCUGCUCUUCAUGA